AAUUCCGUUUUAAUCAUUCUACAAUGGAGAACAAUUACGAGCGUAUUUUCAACCGGUUCGACUCGAACGGAGACGGGAAGAUAUGCCCGGUGGAGCUGCGGAGGUGCGUGGGGUCAGUAGGCGGCGAGAUGACGGAGGAGGAGGCGGCUGCGGCGGUGGUGCUGAUGGACGGAGACGGAGACGGGCUGCUGGGAUUGGAGGAUUUCGUGAGAAUCGUAGAAGGAGCGGGGGACGAAGAGAAGGCGAGCGAUUUAAAGGAAGCGUUCAAAAUGUACGAAAUGGAGGGAAGCGGGUGCAUUACACCAAAGAGCUUGAAAAGAAUGUUGAGUAGAUUAGGAGAGCGGAGGGACGUUGAUGAGUGUACGGGUAUGAUUGCGAGAUUCGAUCUCAACGGUGACGGUGUACUCAAUUUCGAUGAGUUUAAGGAGAUGAUGGCAUGAUAUUAUAUAUAUAUAUAU
Messenger RNA from Erythranthe guttata (spotted monkey flower), 458 nucleotides. RefSeq lists its product as uncharacterized. The record is from RefSeq and is a predicted model, not a curated record. Gene Ontology annotation, molecular function: calcium ion binding. Lineage: Eukaryota; Viridiplantae; Streptophyta; Magnoliopsida; Lamiales; Phrymaceae.